This is a messenger RNA of Urocitellus parryii (Arctic ground squirrel), 1110 nucleotides long. RefSeq names its product paraneoplastic antigen Ma6E-like. NCBI's taxonomy places the organism in Eukaryota, Metazoa, Chordata, Mammalia, Rodentia, Sciuridae. The record is from RefSeq and is a predicted model, not a curated record.
AUGGCAAUGGCAAUGCUGCGAGACUGGUGCAGGUGGAUGGGUGUCAAUGCCCAGCGCUCAUUGCUCAUCCUGGGCAUCCCUGAAGACUGCAAGGAAGAUGAAUUCCAGGAAGCAGUGCAGGCUGCCCUAUGGCCCCUGGGCAGAAGCUUUUCUGGGAUUGAAGAGCCAGCCUGUGGGGAAGACUCCUUCGAGAGCUGGCUGGAUCAUGCCAACGACAUGCUGUACCUGUGGCGCCACAUAUCCGAGAGGGAGAGGAGGAGGAGGCUGGUGGAGAGCUUGGGUGGGCCCGCCCUGGAUCUCAUGUGCGGGCUCCUGGAAGAACACCCAGACACUCCUGCACAGGACUGCCUGGCCGCGCUGGUGCAGGUGUUUGGGAACAAGGACACCCGGAUGACUGCACGCCUGAAGUUCCUGACUUGCUCUCAGCGGCCUCAGGAGACUCUCUUUGCCUACGUGAUGCGCCUGGAAGGCCUGCUGCAGGUAGCCUUGGAGAAGGGGGCCAUCCAUCCGGCUAUUGCUGACCAGCUGCGAGCCCGGCAGGUGCUGAUGAGGGCCCGACCAAACCAGAUGCUCCAGAACAACCUGAGGAGGAUGCGUCUGGAGAGGAGGCCACCCGGCUUCCUGGGGCUUCUCCGGCUCAUUAGGGAGACUGAGGCAUGGGAGGCUGCCCUACCUAGGAAUGAGCAGGUGGAAGGUGAAGAGGGUGCUGAAGUUUACCAAAGAGAUCUAGCUGCUGCCCAGGCUGCACCUGACAACAAAGAUAAUGCUGAGGCCACUCUAUCCAGUGAAAAUGCCAGUGAGGCAGCACCUACCAUUAAAGAGGCCAAUACCUCCCCUGCCACUCAGGAAAAUGAAGAUGCUUUUUCCCCUGCAGGCCUGGGCCAGGCAAGAUCAUUGGAGGCCUUUAGUGGCCUCACCCCAGCCCAGAUGGGCAGUGCUUCUGAUGCUGGCCCAGGAGGGCCUGGUUUGGGGCCAGAGAGCCUCCUCCAGGGGGAAAAUCAGGAGGCUGAGGAGCCCCUGCUGGAAGGGCUUAAGGACAUCCUGGAAGAGUUGGGAAACAAGGAUGGGGCUGGGGAGACGAGCCACCCCAAGCCCUCCUUGGGCAAAUAG